AGUAUUAAUUAUAUAUCAUAUUAGGAGAUGCCCACGAAGAAGAAGAAAAAAUUAAAAGCCAAAAACCAGGUCGAACAAGGUGAGAUAUUACCGUGUGCUUUACAAACAACUUCAAAAAAUCUUGCACUGGUCAGUGAAUACAAUGUGUAUGAAUUCGCUGAAUCUUUUCAUUGGUCUUCAAAAUUUUCCUUAUUCAAAUGAGUUUGAUAUUUUUUUUAACCUUAAAACAGAUGAGUUUAAAAAACGUUGACAAUUGUAAAUCGCUGGCGCCAGGGUACAGCGUUAAACAACCGUUUCACCCACAGGUUUAAUUUUAGUUUAGGUAAUAACACGAUUUCGAGUGCUAUUUGGUGUAAAUUUUUCAGAGACAACAAAAUUGCACAAGCCCAGAGGGUAAGUGCAAUUGGUCGUCUUCGAAAAAUUUACAAGUGCUUAUUAUACCAAAUUGUAAGAGAAAUCGUGUUAUUAUAUGUGGUAAAAUUUCCGCACAGCCCCAUACUAUUGUAAAACAAAUGUGUUUUCCCAAUGGCAAAGUAUUGUUUUUGUCAUUGUUUUCUCUAUCCAAGAACUAAAUGCAUAAUGUAGGAUGGGGCUGUGCGGAAAUUGUACCCGCUAUUUGUCAUUUGCACUCGUGUUACAUGAGUUUUUAGCCUAUCAGAAGCACUUAAUUUUUUCCUGUAUAUAAUGCUCAAAUCAGGCUGGUGAUAACCAAUCAUGCUCAAAAAUAUUGUUAUAGUUUUGAUCAGGUGUGGGAAUUGAUUCCAGGUUCAGAUUUUGUCAGAAUGUUUGUGUGAACAUUAUGGAACAUCAGACACUUUUUGAAACUCAUAUAGUUCCCAAUCUUGCAUGAAAUCUGACAUAAAAAAAUGGCAUCCCUCCACUUUUAACCUAAUUGACAGCCCUGUAAUGCAUGUGCCAUGUUCAUGUAACUGAGUGGUCAGAACAGUUCAUUAUUGUGCUAGAAAAUAGUUUUUGUAUGUGUGCUUGCCAUUCUUUAUGUGACCAGGUUAUGUUGGUAUCACCUAUUUCUUUCUUUUAGAAGAUACAGAAUCUUCAGAAUCUGGAAAACUCAGUGAAACACAUGAAGUAGCCCAGCAUCUUUCAAGAACAAGACUAGUAUGUCAAAGAAAUCUGAAUUUUUAUAAUCUUACAGUUCUUGGCAGUGGUUAAACUUUCACAUUAAACUUAAUAAGUUUUAAUUUGAAUUCAAAUUUAGUAGGUUUAUGAAAUAAUAAAGUGAAGUUUUAGAGCAAUUAUAUGCAGUAUUUGCCACCGUGUUACCCUUUCAAGAAAUUUCUUGUUCUCUGUGUAAUCUGAGAUUUUUCCUUUAUACUCUUCAGGACAAAGAAAAUGCAAGCAACACAAGAAAAACAAGGUCCAUGUUUCAACAAAAAGAUGCUGAUCCAUACGACGCAGAUUCAGAACCUGAACAGGGGAUCUUAUCAUCCAUGAUUGUGGAUCAAAACAUUCCUUUGGAGCAACAGCUCAUGCAAUCCUGUUCACACUUAUUUCACCCAGAACACUCCACACCAAGCAUACAACCAGAAAGAAGUGUGUACAGUUCAUGUUAUGGGUUUGAUGACUUGGCCUCCCCUCUUACCUUUUCUCCUGUUGGAGAACCAAAAGUGCCACCUCAGUGUGUUUCUAGGUCUCCUGGGUCUGUUUCUGUGUCAUCAUCAGUUACAUCUAUUUCUCCGAGAAAGAGGAAAGCUGAGCUCAGAGUGUUUGAUGUACCAAUUGAAAAACCCACCAAGAAGAUAAAGAAAAAGAAAACAACUAAAAUUUUGGUAAGAUAUGUUAUUUAUAAGAAUUAUAAGAGAGAUGGAAAGUUUUGUUUUUACUAGUCAACAUGUUUACUGCACAGGUGUUAAAGUACUGCAUAGUGAUUUUUGCAUUGUGGUAUUAAAAAAAUUCCUUAAUUAAAAUGCCAAAAGUUAAUUUGAGCCCAAUUGCAAUAAAAAGCAUGAUACUGCCUCUACUUCUAUUUUCAAAAAUCAAGCCAUUUAGAUCUAGAUGCAAUGCAUAAGCAGUGUUCUUCCAUAUUUUAAGCAUGACAGGUGAAAGAAAUUUCCAAGAGGGUAGAGCAAUCCUUUUACUUGUUGAAUUUUAAGAAUUCCAGGCAAUUCUAGGCAUUAAUAAGAGUUACUACAUGCAGUCAACUUGAGUGUUUGCCAUCUGAGAAAGAGAACACUGCAUAAAGUGGCUGAAACAAGGUUUCAGUAAUUGAAAGUAGGAGGAUUAAGAAGAAAAGUACUUGAAGUGAAUUUAUUUACUGUCUAGUCUAACAGACAUGCAUUCAUGCUUCUGUAUCCCAGAUACAGGGAUUAUAUGGGUCCUGGAGAACCUGGAAAGUCCUGGAAUUUUAUUUUGACACUUUUCUGGACUGGAAGGUUCUGGAAAAAAAACCUUCAGGUCCUGGAAAUCUGCCUAAAUCAAGCAAUAAAGUUUUCGGAAUUUACAUGUUAAGAUAUGUAUAGAGACUGUAAGGAGAAUUGAUUUUGAAAUCUUCAGUGAGAAUAAAAGUGUUUAUGGUGAAUUUGGAGUCUUGGAAAAUUCAAUUUGAGUCCUGGAAAAGUCAAUCUGAGCCCUGGAAAAGUCCUUGAAAUUUGUUUCUGGAAAAAGGGUACAAACCCAGCAGGUAUGGAACAAAAUGAAAAGAGGUAUACUGGCAAUACUUAACCUUGUGGUACUCUUUCCAGGUUACCUGGUUUUCUUCUCCACUAUUCAUUGCAGUUGUUUAAAGUAACAGAUGGUGUUUGUUUUUCUUCCUUUCAUAGGAUUUAGAGGAUGACAACUGGGUAUCUGAAAUGAAAUCUCAGUUUGAGGAAAUAGAAAUGGUGGAGCUUGUUGUUGACUAGAUUGCCACAGUUAUGAAGAAAUUUGAAAACAUGGAAUGUAUCAUAAAUAUUCAGUAUAUUCUACAAUAGAGAAGGUAGUGGUGAAAGUAAAAAAGGACACUGAUCUCAAACUCGUGUUCAGUUGCUAUGGUCAUAUGUAGUUACUGUUUCUCACUAAGAUUGUACCACUGUUAUUGUAUUUAUUGAUCCUGCAAUGCACAACCUGUAAAGUUACUGUUGCUGUUCAUUUCUUUUUAUUUUUUUUUUUUUCAGGUAAUUAAUAUUUUUUUGGCAAAGACCAAGGCCGUCUCUGCUCAGAACCCAUCUCUUAUUGAUUAAUGAAAACUCUGGAAUUGCAUUAUGCUAUGGCUGGUCUUUAAAAACAAUAACUUAUAUAUUUUUGCAACUAUGAACUGAAUUUCAUGACACUAGAUAGAGAACAAAAGCAUGAUCAUCAAAAGAAGGACUGUACCAAAAAACUUGUUUAAAAUUUCUUUGUCAAACAGCCAAAAGACAGCAAGGCAAAAUACAACUAUUGUGUGCUAUCCUCUGCUUUUCUCCUGUGUGUAAUAUUUCAGCUGUAGCGGGAGGUUGUUGUUAGAAAAUGGCAGCAUGUUAAAGUUUCUUAACCCUUUAAACCCCUAGAGUGACCAGCAUCUAAUUUCUCCCUACAGUAAUACAGCUAAG
Molecule: messenger RNA, 3524 nt
Organism: Pocillopora meandrina
Lineage: Eukaryota; Metazoa; Cnidaria; Anthozoa; Scleractinia; Pocilloporidae
Source: the annotation of a GenBank genome assembly